Messenger RNA from Polyodon spathula (Mississippi paddlefish), 7278 nucleotides. RefSeq names its product cGMP-inhibited 3',5'-cyclic phosphodiesterase A-like. The transcript is spliced from 16 exons. Gene Ontology annotation, cellular component: cytosol. Gene Ontology annotation, biological process: positive regulation of oocyte development; oocyte maturation. Gene Ontology annotation, molecular function: 3',5'-cyclic-AMP phosphodiesterase activity. Lineage: Eukaryota; Metazoa; Chordata; Actinopteri; Acipenseriformes; Polyodontidae. The record is from RefSeq and is a predicted model, not a curated record. Bases 379 to 3852 code for a protein of 1157 amino acids.
AGAGAGAGAGAGAGAGAGAGAGAGAGAGAGAGAGAGCAGCGAUGAUGAAUAGCAGUGGCCUGGAUCUGCAAAACGUCAGUGCCUGGCUUGUCAGUCUGUGUACUACAGUGCUAUAGUGACUGUACAAUGUAGAACAUGUUGUUUGAAACAUGGUCAUACCUGCAAUAUUUUAAACAAAGGUUUAUUGUUAUAAUAUCAAUAUGUAUUAUAUGAAAGAGACAUGACUAUUGAUUAAACCGUAGGAAGCUUUUUUUGUAGUGUAACUGUUUUCAGAAACAUGGUAGUCUACCGUAUAGCAAGUAGGGUAUAACUUGUCGAUACCAUAGUGUAUAUGCCAUAAAAAAAACAAAACAAAACAAAACAAACAAAUAAACUAAAAUGGAAAUGACAGCAGAAUCAGCCAAUUUCAGUGGGAAAUCCAACAACAGCUACGAGAAUAAAAACUCCGGGGGACCCGAUCGCAAUGGCUACGCAAAGACCUCUGUCCCUCCAUUACAAAGGGACCCCGAAUGCCAGAUGUGGGGGGCAUUCAUGGUGAAGAGAAUCUGGAGUUCCUGGAAAGUCUCGUCCGCGGUGUGCGUCGGCUCUCUCUCGGUUCUGUUGGCUUUGAAGUUUGUGAACGGGGAAAUCGAGUACAGCAGCAACAACAGGGGCAAGGUGCCCGACUCGCCGGUGCAUCACUAUCUCUCGGGGUGCGCGGCGGAGCUCUUGGUAACUUGGUGGCACUCGGCGGCGCCCCUCUUCACGCUGGUAUGUGCAUUCUUCUGGGUCGGCUUGUACCUAACACGAUGCGGGGUCAUGCUAAAAACUGCACUUUUCCUCCUGACCGUGUGCCACCUGGGAGAAGCGGCUGCCCAGCUCUUGCUCAUCGGCUCGGAGGAUCAGUUACUCUCUUUCACUGCAACUGUGGUGGUGCUCGCUUGCUUGGUAACCGGGGCACUGAUGAGAGUGAAACUAAAGCAGGGGCUUUCUGUCAUCUUCUUUAUCAGCCUGGUCAGGACCCUUUCUCUGAUCUCGCUGAAUAAAGUCCGGGCCGGUUGUAGACCCUACCUGGCGUACUUGGUCGGGGUGCUGGGGUUCCUUCUUGCGAGGUAUGCAGACCAGCUAUUGCCGAGUCAGGGCCAACACGAAGGGGGCUGUACUUCCCUGGCGGGGGCAAAGGAGCACAUCCCUGUAUUUAAAAGGAGAAGAAGAUCCAGCUCUGUAAUUUCAUCAGACAUGGCGAACAGCCAGUCCAGCAGCAGCAGAUCACAUAGAAGGACUUCUUUGCCAUGCAUUCAGAGGGAUCAGAUGCUUUCCCAGUCCGAGUGGGAGCACAAGCGCGGCUCCCGAGGAUCCCAGUACUCUGGAACCACCGUCACGGUGGACAUCGCUGUCAUGGGGGAGGCUCACGGGCUCAUCACAGAUCUGCUGGCAGACCCCUCGCUCCCUCCCAACACCUGCUCCUCCCUGAGAGCCGUCAGCAACCUGCUGAGCACACAGCUCACUUUCCAGCCUGUCCACCGGCCCCGCAUCAACCCACUGGGGUCCUUCAACGAGAAUUACACCUGCUCCGACUCCGAGGAGGGGCCUGAGCGCGGCGAAAAGCUGGCCAUCCCCAAGCGUCUGAGAAGAAGCCUGCCCCCGGGUCUGCUGAGACGGAUUUCAUCCACGUGGACGACCACGACGUCAGCCACAGGCCUGCCAACCAUUGAGCCGGGGCCGGUCAGAAGAGACCGCAGCGGCAGCAUCAAACCAGUCCAUGAAGCCAUCACGAGCAGCACAGCUAACAGUGACUCCUGGAACAGCUCAGUCAUGCUGACAAUAAACAAGAGCCGGUCCCUCUCUGCCUCGUACGCUGCCCCCACUGCCAAUCACCUGAACACCAAGAGGCAGAGCAGGCCAGGUUGUCCGACUUCCAACAUCUCACCUCUCACCUCCCCGUGCCAUUCACCCAUCCAGGGGACCCCGGCCAGUAGCCCCACCAGCAAACACUCCUCCGUUGAGUUCCCAGACACAGCGGACCCUGCACUGAUCACCCAGCACAAAGCCUUACCCUCCACUCAGAGCUCCUCGGACCCCCUGGGGCCGCACAGGGACCCCUCGGCACUCUGCCCUAGCUGUGGAAGAUUAUUCAACAAAACAAAUCGCAGUGAAGGCAGUCUGGACAGAGCGGACACACCCACACAUUCAAUAAACAGGACAGAGGACCCUGCUCAAGCGACGUCAGACUACGACAGCACCCACGAAACCAACAACAGCGACAGCAGCGACAUCGCCCAGAACGAGGACCAACCCGAAUGUUCCAAAGAGUCCAGGGAAGGGUCUGUCUGCAGAUCAUACAGACCAGACACCCUCAUCUUGCACCCCUUGAUGCCACCCGAGGCCAAGUCCAUUUUAGCUGCAGAGCCCUUGUUGAUGGAACUCCUCCACCCCAUAAUGGAGCAGCUGAACAACUGGAACUUCCCCAUCUUCGACCUGGUGGAGAGGACCGGGGGAAAGUGUGGCUGCAUCCUGAGCCAGGUAUCCUACAAGCUCUUUGAAGACACAGGGCUUUUCGAAACAUUUAAGAUCCCGGUCAGAGAGUUCAUGAAUUACUUUCACGCGCUGGAGAAUGGAUACAGAGAUAUACCUUAUCACAACAGAAUCCAUGCCACCGAUGUUCUGCACGCAGUCUGGUACCUCACAACCCAGCAGAUUCCUGGACUCCCCAGUGCACUCAAUGACCACGGCUCCGCCAGCGAUUCAGACUCGGACAGUGGUAUCACUCACGGUCAUAUGGGAUAUGUUGUAUCAAAAACGUACAACGCUACAGAAGACCAUUACGGCUGCCUGUCUGCUAACAUCCCUGCCCUGGAGCUGAUGGCGCUGUACGUUGCUGCAGCCAUGCAUGAUUACGAUCACCCAGGAAGAACCAACGCCUUUCUGGUGGCCACCAGCGCCCCUCAGGCUGUGUUGUACAACGACCGGUCAGUGCUGGAGAACCACCACGCUGCGUCCGGCUGGAAUCUGUUCAUGUCUCGGCCGGAGUACAACUUCCUUGUCAACCUGGACCACGCGGAGUUCAAGCGCUUCCGCUUCCUCGUCAUAGAGGCCAUCCUGGCCACUGAUCUCAAGAAACACUUUGAUUUUCUGUCCGCUUUCAAUUCCAAGGUAAAUGAAGACAUUGGGCCUGGCAUUGACUGGUCCAAUGAAAACGACCGCUUGCUUGUGUGCCAAAUGUGUAUUAAACUGGCCGACAUCAACGGCCCUGCGAAGUGCAAAGACCUCCAUCUGCAGUGGACCGAGGGGAUCGUCAGUGAGUUUUAUGAGCAGGGGGAUGAGGAGUCAAGCCUGGGCCUUCCCACCAGCCCCUUCAUGGACCGCUCAGCCCCGCAGCUGGCCAAACUGCAGGAGUCCUUCAUCACCCACAUCGUGGGGCCGCUCUGCAGCUCCUACAACUCAGCCGGCCUCAUGCCUGGGCGCUGGGUGGAGGGAGCCCAGGACGAGGAGGAGGAGGAGGAAGAGGAGGAGGAGGAAGUGGGGGCAGGGGACAGUGAUGACAACGAGGACGAUGAAGACAUGACAGAGGAAGACACUUCCGACAGCUCCGAGGCAUCACGGAAAGGGGGCGGCAAGAAAAGGAGGAAAAUCUACUGCCAGAUUACCCAGCACCUGCUGGAGAACCACGAGAUGUGGAAGAAGGUGAUUGAGGAAGAGCAGAGGGGGGAGGAGGAGGAGCAGGUGAAGCCAAGUGCAGAAGAGCUGACGAGAGAACCCAUCUUGGCAAUCACAGAGGAGGAGGAAGAGGGGGCCAAGGAGGAGAGGGGAGGGGAGGGAGAAGGAUCCAAAGGGAGUGCCACAGCUGAGGCCCAAGAACCGUGCACACACUGACAAGGAUACAGGGAUUACCUGCAGAGACUGGCUGUGCACGGACUCCUGUUAUUUUACCAGCACAUCACUUAGACACAACACUGUAGAUGUUUCAGGAUAAUGUGCCUAAAGAAAUGGGGAAGGGGGGGGUUACUUUUUAAAAACAUUUUGUAAAAAUUGGAAAGUAAUAAAUAAGGUCAGGUACAGAACAAGGACAAGGAAUUAACCUUCCGUUUGAGGAAGCUUCCACACCAGUCACACAAAGGACUUUCCAAAAAAAGAGAGAAACGCGAGAAAGAUGUUGAAGACUGGUGUGUAUGUAGUGUACUUCAGCAUCCAUUUCUUUUAUAAAACUCACACGUAGUGGAGGCUGACAAACAAUAAAACGCAGUGCUUGCAAAACACUUUGUGUAGAGUUCGCUGGAGUCUCUAGGUACAGAUAUUUGUAGCUUUUAUUCCAUCGUAUGAAUGGGGUGAAAAAAAUAAUAAUUUGAAAAGAUUUCUGAUGUGCCCUGCCAAUAUGCUUUGUGGAUUUUGUUUGGCAUUUUAGUAUUUUUUGUCUGUUUCACAAAAAGCAAUCUAUAUAAACUAGUUUCUCGUACUGUGCUGUAGUGCACAUGAACAAGCACUGUCGGCCUCUUCGUGUGUUCUUGUUUCCAUGCUAGGAGUUAUUGCUGAUACCAAUGACAGCAUUGUGUUGUAAAUACAUGAGGAAGAUUUUUAUUUUGUUUCUUUAGCUUCGGUAGACUAUAAAAGCAAAGUUGUUUUUUCGUUGUUUUUUUUUUGCCUCUAAAUAUUUCAUUUUGUAUUUUUUUGUUUUUCAAUUUCAGCCGUGUUCAUAAAUAACAAUAUAAAGUUCAGGACCUUUAUUAAAAAAAAAAAAAAAAAAAAAAAACAUUUGUCAGGAAAGUAUGGAUAACCAGGUCUCUUCAGAAAUUCUUUAGUUCUAGUAAUUCUGGCACUUUGUUAACAGGGUUCCAGCGUCUAAAGGAUUUCAAAUCUGGGCCACAUGUCCCCAGCUCUCAAUGAGCACUCACUGAGCUAGAGGCUAGAUUUUAAUGUGACCCAAUUCCUUGAAUAUUGACUCUUCAAGAUACAAGACCAAACAGGUUACAGCUGUGCACCAUUAAUCUGUGUAUAUGUAGUGAUUCCAAGAGUUAUGAAGGUUUUUUUACUGACUCGUUCUACCAAAGCUACACACUGAGGCACAGUGUUUCCAUUAGAAAAGACAUUUUGGGAGACUGGUGUUCAUGCUUGAGGACACACACAGGACUCGACACAGUCACAGGCAACAGGAGAACAGCAGUUGGCAACAAUCUGAACUAACAAGCUUGUAAAUUAUAGAGAAGACAGUAUUGAACUGGGCUGCACCCAUAUGACAGAAUGACUGUAGCAUAGUUCUGCAGCGUGCAUUCUACAACAAACUAGUAACUAGAAAGCAUCCCUGAUUCAAAAACGGUUCUCAACGUCAACACAGCUGUGAAUUGUAAGGGGACCGGAGACAGGCUGCAUUGCUUGUUCUGUUGCCUGGCAGUGGACCUCAAGCUCAGAUGUAGGGUAUAUAGGUAUAAAGAAGGUACUAUUAAAAUACUGUGAUAAUUCGCCUCACUGCAGAUUCAGGGACUACAAAGGUGUUCUCACUGUGCUACCAUUAAGGUGUGACUCCAUUCGGUUGUGCAGCACACAACGGUAAUUCAAUGAUACGCAAUGGGGUCUUUCUGUGUACCUCCCCCUCUGCGGUGUGUGAGUAACAAUUAUACAAAUAUGGGAAAGGAGGGAGUAUUUAAAGCCUAAUUAAAGGGAGUCAUUUUAUUUCUAAUUAGCUCUUCAGAGAUUUGAGACAGGAGCACAGAUUAAAGGAGUUACCAUAUUGGUAACAUUCAUUAAAAAAAGUAUGGGAUUUAAAAAUGAAAUGAAUUAUUUUUUUAAUUCUGUAGCAUUGCAAAAGCAAUAUCAGCCAAUUUCUUUGAAAUAAAACAAACAAACAUUUGAUGUCCAGUAUUUCAGCUAUAAACUCAGGUUUUACAAAUGAAGGGAUAAGAGGACAGCUCCUGUAUCUAAUUUUAAAGGGACUGUUAAAAAGGCUUUAAACAAGGGGAAAAAAUAAGAUAAACGUGCCAAAAAUGUUCCAGAUCCCUUGGAAAUUACUAAAGGAUUUUGUAUUUGUAUUUUUUUUAUUUUUGGUUUUGUUAUAAAUUGCAAUUGCUAUAAAUUGCAAUCGGAUAUUUAUGAGAUUGUAGUUGAAUGCAGCUUUCAACCUAAGUGUUUUAGCUGAUAUGGGUGAUGUGAUGUUUUCUCUGGGCACAGUGUUGGGUUUGUGAAAGGCUGAGAGGUAACACUGGACUAAAACUCUCUGACAGUCCACAGGUUGCAGAUAGAGCACUAUGAAGUCUAGGCUGCAGUCUGGACUUGACCUCAGUGUGUAUCAACUACAAUGUAAAAGGGAAUCCCAGAUGAACAGAGUCAUUCACUGUCAUUUAAAAUCCUUCACUUUGUAUUGUUAUUCCCUGACACCCCACCAGACUGAAUAAAAUAACACAUCUCGCCUUGGAAACAGUAGGAUUAGCUGUAGAGGCAGUUGAAUUGAAUACCAAGCAUUUUAAACAUUUGAUGAGGCAAUGUGCUCCAUGUUAUUCCUGGUUGUAGUUAAACCACCUGUCCGUUCUAUAGGAAUCCGUUGGCUUCAUACAGAUCAUCUGGUCUCUGGAUAAUGAGCGGUGUAUGCUUUUGUGGGUGAAGUAAUGAAAAUUGAGAGCCAUCGGUGUAACAGUAAAAUGAUUAUAAAAUAUUUACUGGACUUAGCCCACAGCAAGUGGGUUGAAUUAACAGGGAUUUUAUUACAAACAGACUGAUGGCAAAUGAAAAAAGUAGCGUGCAAUCUCCAUAACUCUAAGAAUGAUAGAGUUCUGCUAGGGACAGUGCCCGAGUCUAUUGCAAAGAAUGGGAACUUGCCUUGUUUGACAGCAAAGCCCUGAGAGCUCCCAUAGAGAUACUGGGAACCCAGCCUUUCCUCUACCAGAGACCCGCUGAGGAGGAAUGGGAAGGGAUGAUAAACACAGCCCUCACCUGCUGUGGAUCCUCUCUUGAUACAGUGGGGAUUAUUUUAAUCAUCAGACAAUGGCAGAUCGUUAUGCCAUCGCACUAAAACCCAGCUCUAUCACAGACCUUCAGUGCACCUUCACCUGUACUGAUCCACAGUAUCUUUAUUGGAGGGGUCAAUCAAUCAGCAGGAAUUAUUAUAGAGUUACAAAUAUCUGCCACAGUUUAGAUCAUUAAAUGAACCCCAGUAACUUAAAAAAAAAGUUAAGACAUGGUGGCAUAAAGUGUGCAGAGCCACUGUGCAGAGAAUAACAUUACGCAGAUACUGUGUGUACUGCCAGCGGAGCUGCUGGGAAUGAGGCUGUUCCUGUUAGAAUCACUUCAGAGCUGUAUUGGGGGGGGGGGGGG